CAUCAAACCUGGGCCGAGCAAGUCACCUACGAAAUCUCUCCGAGGACGAACGCCGCGGAGCUUACGAGAUGCUUCUCGCACGCAUGCACCACGACCAGCUACCAUAUGGUGCAGUAUCUGAUGUGGCUCGGCACUUUCAGUGCCACAGGGUUACCAUAUCGCGACUCUGGAAACGUGGACGACUCUCUCUCCUCCACGGCGCUCCGAUGGCGGACAUCGCUGCCAAAAUUCGAGGCAAUUCUGGGUCGAAAGCUCGGCGAUCCGCCGAAGUAA
Aphanomyces astaci is the source of this 273-nucleotide messenger RNA. RefSeq lists its product as hypothetical. Lineage: Eukaryota; Oomycota; Saprolegniomycetes; Saprolegniales; Verrucalvaceae. The record is from RefSeq and is a predicted model, not a curated record. The transcript is spliced from 2 exons. The annotation marks the transcript as partial.